Messenger RNA from Alligator sinensis (Chinese alligator), 10909 nucleotides. RefSeq names its product low density lipoprotein receptor class A domain containing 4 (gene LDLRAD4). Bases 294 to 1235 code for a protein of 313 amino acids. The record is from RefSeq and is a predicted model, not a curated record. Gene Ontology annotation, biological process: negative regulation of transforming growth factor beta receptor signaling pathway. Gene Ontology annotation, cellular component: Golgi membrane; early endosome membrane. Lineage: Eukaryota; Metazoa; Chordata; Crocodylia; Alligatoridae. Gene Ontology annotation, molecular function: R-SMAD binding. The transcript has 5 exons.
UUGGGCUUAAACAGAGGCCAAGUCUGUCCCAGCUGCCCUGAAGAUCUGAAGCCCGGGGCUGUCUCUGACACUCCCAGGUUCCUGCUACAUUAUAAGUUGCCGUCUGGUGAUGGCAGUUGAUAAUUGGUAGCCACAGUCUGCGGUCUGAGCCGCAGGAUUUUGUCUAGCACUUGGGCUGGGCCCGGCUGAUAUGUGUGAGAGAGAGAGAAAGAGAGAGACAGAAAACAAGCUGGCGGUAACUGUGAAACUCUGAGAAUGCUGCCUGGCUACCAGGAACCUGAGGCUGGCUGGUGAUGCGGUGGGUGCCUGGGGGGGGUUCGCAGAGAGGCUUGAAUCCAGAGGACACGAUUAUGUCCAGUGAACAGCUUAACAGUACAUCGGUGAAGGAUGCUCAGUUAAAAGACCUGUUGUUGGAAAGAGCUGAACUGGAGUUCGUUCAGAUAAUCAUUAUAAUUGUGGUGAUAACUGUUAUGGUAGUAGUGAUCAUCUGCUUGUUGAACCAUUACAAACUCUCGACACGCUCCUUCAUCAAUCGACAGAGCCAAAGCAGGAGGCAGGAAGAAACUUUGCAGCCGUUAAUGCAUCCGCUGGAAGGCGGGCAUGUGCGCUCAAAAUGCAGACACCAGCAUGGAUUGGAGGAAGGGUGCUUGUGGCCUUCAGAAAACUCAGUGUCACGACAGGGUGCUUCAGAGAUCAUGUAUGCUCCAAGAUCCAGGGACAGGUUUCCCGCCCCGUCGUUUAUGCAGCGGGACCGAUUCAGUCGCUUCCAGCCAACCUACCCUUACAUGCAGCAUGAGAUUGACCUUCCUCCGACCAUCUCCCUCUCUGAUGGGGAAGAACCACCACCAUACCAAGGGCCAUGCAUGCUGCAGCUCCGGGACCCAGAACAGCAGAUGGAACUCAACCGAGAGUCUGUCAGGGCACCACCCAACCGAACCAUUUUUGACAGUGACCUGAUAGACAUUUCAAUGUACAACGGGGGCCCAUGCCCACCAAGCAGCAAUUCGGGCAUAAGUGCAACCAAUUACAGCAGUAAUGGAAGGAUGGAAGAACCGCCCCCAACCUACAGUGAGGUCAUGGGUCAUUACCCAGGCUCCUCUUUUUUCCAUCACCAGCACAGCAAUGCACCUCCUUCAUUGCAGAGGGGGAGCAGACUUCAGUUUCAGCAGAACAAUUCAGAGAGCACAAUAGUCCCUAUUAAAGGCAAAGACAGGAAACCAGGAAACCUUGUCUAAGUCCCUUUCCCAGGUGCAUUUGAACUGAAGACAAACGAAUCAAACAGGGCCGUGGUGGAAAGUCCCCAGGCUCCUGUGCACAAUGUUGUUAGUUUCAUGUGGUACAACUUAGUAAAACCAAACGUGCAAACCAGUUCUUUGUUUCUGAUUCCUUUCAAGGGAACUGCAUGCAAAGUGGAUCGAGAUAACACAAACUUCCAUUCAGUUUGGCCGCGAGCAGUGUUUCGGGGGAAAAAUAUAUUAUUAUUUUUUUUAAAUAAACUAUUUGAAUUAUUUAAUUCUAAAAGGAAACUUAGCACAGAUAUGAGGCUUGUACAGCCUGUUUUAUAUUAACUGAAUGGCAGAAAGAUGAUGACAAAAAGAAAGUUUUACUAGUAAAUGGGGGAAGAAUCAGCCAGUUUGCAUUUUUCUCCCAGGGUGUGGAAUUUUUUUUUUUUUUAUAUGAAUCAAAAUUCCUGUUUUGUGUGCCAAGGUAUACAGUUGAGAAAUUAGAUGAAUGCAAGGAGUUAAUUUGUGUUGUGAUAAAUGUGUUUUUAAAAAGUUGCACUAUCUUAAUGUUAAAAAAAUAUAUAUAUAUGAGGGAACUGUUUUACGUGAAGUUCUUCUAUAUGUUGUCUUUUCACCUGUGGAAUAAUGAUUAGGCCCCGGGAGUGAUCUGGAGGAGCUUGCCCUGGUAUUUGUCACAGAAAGGGGUUUGUUGGAUUUAGCCUAAUGUCUGUUGCGAAAUACAGUGACACUUUACAUGGUGUUAUCUUUGCAAUAAUUUGCAUUAAAAUAACAGUGCAUCAAUGAAGUGUCUUGGAGACUUUUGGAUGGAAGAAAGCAAAUAUGAAAUUCCAGCAUUUCACAUAAUUUAGAUUGUUUUAGCUAUUAUGCAGCUAGGCUAUUUGUUUCAUUUUCAAGACAAAAAUUCCCAGACACGCUAAUUUAUAUGAAUUAUAACAAAAUGCUGCCAUUUCUUCUCCUUUUCACAAUGCAGUAUCAGUGCUUAAGGUUUUAGAGAUGUCUUCACUGUAGCCCAAACUAUAUUUAGUCACCUAUCCUGACGUUAUGCAAUAAAUUGUUUAAAAAUGCAAGGUGUUUUUUCUUCUCCUGUAAGGCUGUUAACUUACAUGACUCUGUUGUGCUUUAGAUGGUCUGGUUGUCUUUUAGUGAUUUAAUUCUGUACUGGAGAUCCUAGUGGAGCUCAGUAACCACAUCCCCUCCUAUGCAGUUUCUGCAACACAUUUGAUACUUUUAACUAGGCUAGGGAUGUUGACUAUGGUUUCUGCAGCAUUAGAGUCGUUGGAAGUGACUUGGGAGCACCAGUUUAUCUCGCUGCAGGCGUGUAGCAUAUUGCUGUGGGCCCAAUCCUGCAAAUUCUCAGUCAUGCAUGUACUUUUACUGAAGCUUGGGGUAAAGAUUAUCCACAUAUGUAAGUGUAUGUGGGAUCAGGCCUGUUUUUUUUGUAAUGCUGGUUUUAAAGUUGUUGGAAGAUUGUCUGUUGAAUGUUGUUUUGGGGAUUACUUCCCUGGUCAGUUUCUGUGUUGAAGCUAAUGCAAGAAUUGGAAGGCAAUUGGUGAAUGGUGAUAGUGACUUCAAGAGCACACAAAAAAGCACAACAUGCACUUAAAAUGCAUUUCGGAAGUGGACUUCAAAAGAAAAUAAGAAUCUUUAGAGUCUUAGUUUUAAUAUUCCUAAUAUAUAUGUAUAAUAGAGUUUUCACUUUAAGAUCUCACUUUUUUCUAUAGUCUUAAGCCUAGUGCUUUGUUAACAGCAGCAGCCAACGAGUGCAUCAAAUGCACUGUGGAAAAGUACUGUACUGUAGCACCUGUUCCAGUUGUUGGAAGUUGGAUUUCUGCAUGACUUCUGCACAUUAGAGGGUUAGAUUUGAAACUGAUUGCUGAAGUGAAUCUUUGAUCUAUGCAGAGUUUUAAUGCCAAAACAGUGUGUGUGUUUGCGUGUAUGUGUUUGUUUUAUGGAUCUCUGUAUAGGUCUUAUUCUAGCUUAAAAAACAUUAGAGUAUAAUGAAUAGAUGGACCCAUUUAUAACUGAUCAGAACCUUCUUGUUUCUUGAUCCGAAUUGCCCCUGGUAAUGCAAAGUGAAUGCUCAUUUCAUUUCUGUAGAUGUAUGUGAAACGAGAGGCUGGAGACUCAUGACUAGAUUCAGCAGUUUCCUUUACUAAUACCCAUAGAACAGAUGUAAAAGGGAAGACUGGGCAGCUGUCUGCCAGCUAUAUCUCUUGCCUCAUACAAUUUCUGGGAGUAAAAGUGUUUGAAAUGAGAAUUUUACAGACAGCCUGCAGGUUUUGGCUGGUGGCAUUAAUUCACAGCUUAAAAAUAGAAAGUUUCUUGUUGAAUUCCAGGGGAACAUAAAACCAAGCCACUAGUCAGAUCUGCCCAUAGAGAUACUUUGUUCUUGCCUGAAUAAAGAUUGUUGAGGCCCUUAGGGCAGAGAACAAAUGGACCUCACUUGUCAUUCUGUCCUGGCUCACCUGGGCCAAGAAGAGGGCAGGUCCCCAGGCCUUGGCAUUGGAGCAGUUUGAAUGCAAGCUUUCCUGUUGCUCUGCAGGUCCUUUGAAAGGCUGUGUCCGUUGAUUUCAAAGCCAUCGCUUGAAAUGCCAUGUAUGUAUAACUAUCAACAUUAAUGUUAAGCUUCCUGAGUUGUCUAUUCCGUUUCCUUGAACUAGGGCUACAAAUGUUUCAAAGGAAACAAGCAUUUCAUCAGCUCUGCAGCAAGGAUUUUUAGGCUUCAUUCUGAGUAUAUCUUCAUGGACACUAGUCAUCUAUGAAUCUCUUCUGUGAAUGACCUCAGUAGCACAGUGUUACCAAGGAGUCCUCUCUUGUUUUUGUGAUUUCUUUUCUUUCUGUUCUUAGAGAAGAGAGAGCACAACAGUAUGAGUGGAACUGAAAUCUGAAAUAGCAAACCAGAAAAAAUAUUAAUCAGUCACCGUCGAUCUGUUCAGCUUCAAAAAUGGAGGCAAAUUCUUAGCUGCACUUCUGGAGGAUUCCCCUUUAAAAAGACUUUGGGUUCUUGAGGUCGUUAGCCUUCCAAGCCACCUUUUUAACUAUUAGGUUUAUAUAUGCUCUGCAGCUUCUUAUAUUAAUUAAAUCUGCAAAUACAUGGUAUGUUUUAUAUGCAUAUGGUCACCUCUUGUGUAAACUGCAGAAUCAUUUGAAGAAUCAGUUCAGCAGGUCCCUGCCCUCUUUCCAAUAAUCUGUCUUUCCCGAGAUUUAUUCCAAAACUUCACAAUUUUGAGCAACUUUCAGUGACUAUCACCUUAUAAAAAUUAACCUGGCCAAAAAAUGAAGGGUUCCCUCUUCUCCCCACCACAGAUUUGGAAUUUCUGUUCUGCCCCAAAUUAGCUUUGUGAGAGGUCCAGGGUGGACAAGAUUCAGAUGUGGGUUAGCAUGGAUAUCUUAUUGCAGAAAGUAUUUUGCUGGUCUUUUAGGGCUAGGAAAGGGAAUUUUAUGUCAGAAGAAGAAAUUCCUAACUUCCCUGUGGGUUAUGUAGCAUUUACUCCUAGCCUUGGCAUUCUAGGGAAGUGCUUGUAGCCUAUUCUUAGCGGUUUGUUUGGGGUCUUCCUAACCUUGUACAGUUGGCUCUCAUCUCUGAGGCACCUGACUUAAGAUACGAGCGAGAGAGAUAGGAAGAGUUGUCCAAACAUAACCAUCAUUCUUAAGCCAGCCCUUCUGUAAUGUGUCUGGCUUAUACAGGUUGCGUUAUGCUGUGGUGUGGUACAAAGGUUUAUUAGCAGUUUGGGAUGAUUUCCAUAAACUCCGCUCAUUGUUGCUGGUGAGUAAAGCCAAACUCAUGCUGAUACCAUUUUACCACACCACUGUUGUUUGUUGUGCAUGUGAGAACAUGCAUAUCCAUCCCAUGUCUGUGGUCUUAAUAAAGAUUGAACUUUUCUUAUCUCUGUUUCUGCAGCCAUGGCAUUCAGGAACUGUGGAUUAAAUUAUUUUUAUGUUGUGUUGCCCUCCGCUCAAUUCUGCCCACCCAUCCAUCGUGGCCGGGGGGCGCUUCUGACAUUCCAGAUCUCUGAAUCUUAGUGUCAGAUGAGAAGGAGCCUGCUGCUAAGAUUUUUCCAAUGAAUGUGCAUCUAGUAAAAGUAGGAAUUGAAGUAGCCCAGUUCAAUAAGGCUAGGGAAAAAAGCUUUAUCCUGCGAAAAACUCCGAGUGCAGGCUUUCUGGUAUUCUGCUAUGCAAAGCAUUCAUUUCUGGCCCUGGCAGUAGUGAGACUUCAAAUCUUAAAACUGUCACCUUCAUUUGUAAAGGGAUGUUUGAUAGUUUAAAAAAUGAUUGAUUAUUAACAUUUUUCUGACUGAGACCUGCACACUCAUGGUAACUAAGGCAACCUUGCUUUACAGGCAGAGGAGUACAAAAGAAUAGUGCCAAUAAAAAUAUAUUCACUCUAAAAUUCUUCUUAAAAACAUUUUCUCUCAAGAGUGAGACAUAAACUAGACUUCUGCCUGUGUGUUCUUAAGUAUUUCUUAGGAUCUGGACCUCUGCCAUUGUCCUAAAAACUCUCAUUGCUUCACUGCCCUUGAGUCAUGACCAACCCAGUACUGUGCAUUUGUGCUCAGGCUGUGGACAGAUGUAUACAUACCCCGAUGCAAUUUAAAUCAAUGUUCUCUACCACUGUAUACAACAGGAUCAGGAAUGGGAUCAUAAGCAGGUGUCCCAGAGUAGGUCACAUAGUAGACAGCUCUUACUGUGCCUUCCUGCCAGGUAGUGGCUGAGCAGGUGCCCUUAGCAAAUGGCUAUCCCAGAGUGAUAUAGACAGAUGAAUUUCUACCAGGAAUGUUUGAUCCUGGAUUCCUUUAUGAGUAAUUCUCUACCAGUUUGGAUGAAACAACUCUGGUUUAGGGGUUAGUGCUGUCUGUCUGCUAAUUGUUUUUCACUGGUAUAAUGCAAGUCAGGCUGAUGUAAAUGUUUCCUUUGUCCGUGCCCUUGUACACUCACAUGCGUGCUGUCUGUCUGGUUAUCCAAAUAUUAGUGUUACUCUGUAAUCUUUUUCCAGGGAUGCAGUUGGGGCUUACUUAGUGGCAGAAAUGUAGUUUACAAUGUCCCUUUAAUCCUACAAUAAACUCUGUUAAAUCGUGCUGGUGAACACUGCUCUAUCACAGGGCGGUGGCACUGACCAGGCAAAUAGUGGAAGUGUGAGAAGCACUUUUUUUUUUCUUUUUUGUUGUUCUCUUCUUCCCCUCUCAUAGGACAUCGUAUCCUGCUCUAACCAGGUGCAGAGCUUCUGCUGCUCAAGCACAUGUCCCUCAGUUGGUGCGGGCACCACUUCCAUCCAACAGCUCUCCUCUUUAGGAUGGGUUUGAAACAGUCUGCAUGCUCGUGGGCCUCCCCUGUUAGGAUCCCGUUUGUACCAAUAGGCAGUAAUUAAAGCUGUCACAGAAGCAUGUUCUCUCAACAUGUCAUACUAGUGAUCCUUGGGAUGGCAUUGGCUCAGGUGUCAAUGCUGUCCAACUGGGCUGCACAUGACGGGUGAGGGUUCAAUUCAUGGCUCUCAUCCAGCUUCUGCUUUCGCCCGUCAUGGCAGCUAGGGUUUCCAGGCUCCCUGUCCACCUUCCACCUCCUGCCCCUGGGGCUAGCGGGGGGUGGUGUGGUGCAGCUUGCUAUGGUGGGGGAGGCCAUGGCCUGGGGUGUCUGUGUGGCACAGCAUGGUGCUGACGGGGGCCUGCGGCUCUCUCUGAUGCAGCCCUUGCUGGUGCAGCCUUCAGGGCUUGUGGCCCCCGGCUGCUUGGUAGUUGGACAGCCCUGCUUUAGGUGACUUCUAGUCUUGUUUCACAUAAGGACAGCUAAAAAGAUUCUUGCUAAGCCUGUCUGGCCUUUCCUUUUGCUGUAUUGCCUGCUUGCUGUGUUGCACACAUGCUCCUAAACUAACUCAAGGUGUCUCACUUUUGUUUCCGACCCUCAUAGAGAGGCAUUGCUACGGAAUAGCUUAAAAUCUGGAGAUGCCCUUAUAGCAACGUUUCUCAUGUAAAAAGCCUUUGUGGGGGCUUGUUUUACUUGGCUCAAACAAAUUUCCCUUUCAAGUGUGUACCUCUCAUAAUGGAGCGCCAGUUUAAAAUAUCAGCCCAGGAUCGUCUGCAAAUUUUAUCCCAGUUCUGUUCUUUAACCUAACAGCGUAGCUACAUUGCUGAGGGAUGUGAUUUUUUUCUUCUCCUCACCCAUAUUGUUAGCGAAAUGCUAAUAUGGGCACGCUUCCACUGGCAAAAAUGUCUUCUUCCCUGAAUAGCUUACUGUGUUCAGGGAUUUGGUACGAGCUAGGCUUUCUCCAUGAGGGGUGUUUGCCUGUGUGUGUAUGUAUUGGCAGUCUCUUCAAGUGUGACCGAUGCCUUGGUAGAGAUGAAGUGCUUUAUCCAAACAGUAACUAUCAAUGCAAAAUUUUGGAGCCUGUUGGUGCUUUGUUAAAUCAGCCACUAAUAUUUUGUUUUUAAUGUGUAUUUAAUGGCUACCGAAGCCACAUUUGUCAUUGGUCUCUUUGCAUUUCUCCUGCUUUCCCAGCAAGGCAGGAGAGGUUGAACUCGGCUUGUGCUGGAGACAUCUAAACUCCCUUCUGCUUUGUCAUUCUCCACAUUGUUUUUAGUAUGGACACAAGGAAAGCUAACCAUGCUCAUGUCGCUGAUGCUAAAUGAGUUUGCAUUGUAAAAAAAAAAAAAAGAGAGAGAGAGAAACAAAGGGAAAAAAUAACCUAUAACAAAACCCUGCUUGUAUACAAUUUCCUGUCCGGGAUGACUGUUUGUUAUUUCUUUGCUGCUUUUAAUGGUUUGGUAUGUGAGCUUUCUGGAACAGUGUUGGUGUGCAUUAGGAUCUUGUGGGUCACAGCACUGUCUUUUUUCCUGCAUCUCCUGACUCCACGGUUUGUGCUUGUCUGUCUGCUGUGGCAGAAGUGUUAAUAAGGAUAUACAUAGUUAUACUUUUGAGGAGGUUUGCAUGUUUUCUCAUUUGCAAGAAACUAAGGUGCCUCAUGUUCAGGUCUGAGCAGAUAGGAAUCCUCUUGCACUUACAGGACUCAUCCAAAGCCUGGAGAAGGCGUUGGGAAGAUCCCACUGAAUUCAGUGGGCUUUGGAUCAGGCCAUAUGCUCCCACCUUUGUCGUGCCUGACUUAAAAUGGUGCUUUUUCAGUUGUCUGUCUCUUCUGUUUUUUCUUUGUAAGGUGCUGUGUAUAACUUGAAUAUAUUAUGCACAUAUCCUACCCAAUGGGUAGAACAGACAAACAAACAAACAAGACUUUGUUAAUACUGUAAGAUAAUGUAUAGAUGAUACCAAUUUUAACACAAAAAAUGGCAUAGAAUUUGUGAAUGCCGACUUACAUGCUUGGUCCUCUUUUGUAAGAAAAUUUGCAAAUGAAUGCAUACAAAUAACAAAAAAGUCUAUGUAAUUUAUUUUCCUAUUAAAAUAUCAAUAUAUCACAAGGGAAAGGAGAAGUUUGAACAAAUGGCUUUUGACUAGCCUGUGUAUAGCCCAUGGGUUUUUGAUGCAUCUUUGCUGUGAAGAUCAUGCUUUUUUUUUUUUCUCUCUGUGUGUCACUUUAAGGAAAAUGAAAAAGAAAAAAAACAAAACAAACUAACCUCUGCAGCUUUAACCUUGCCAUUAGAUGCUUCUUUUCUGUGUUCUUGUCUCACUGUUGCUGAGUUGGACCAGUAUUAGCUAUUUCAUUUCCAGUAGGUAUUUUAUUUAUUACUACCCUCGAUAAUAGCUGUACUUAACUUGAGGUGGGCCCCAGCACCCCACUUGCCCCCUACAAUCCUUCUAUCCACACCCUGUGACUUCGAGAGAAGCUUGGAUAAAUAGGGACCUGGAGCCAAGCCAUCCCUGCAAAGCUGACGCUAGGCCAACUAGGAGUAGUGCAAAACCAGCCGGCCCUUGUCUUAUGCCUGUAACCCUCCUUUUCUGUAGUAUUACAAAGACUUUGUCUGCACUUUGUGAUUCAGCGAUCUGUGCUCCUGCAGGUGUACAAGGUCCAAAUGUAGCCAAGAGCAGCUGCCAUCUGCUCCAGCCUUACCCUUGUUUGAAACAAGGGCAAGCUGAGGGGGUGAAAUACCACUUCCCUUGUCCACAUUUUGUGUGUGUAGUACUGCAGCUAUGCUGAUUGCUGAAUCAGGGUUGAUACCAAGUAUAGACAAGGCCUAAACCUGCCCAAAUCCAGUAGGAAGUGGUUUUAAAUUUUUUGCCAAUGUAGUGACAUCGGUUCGGGGUGUGGUUCUUGUCAGUGACAUUUCUAUACUGACAAAAGCCUUCGCAAAGAUGCAAUUUUAUCUGCAUAAAUAGUGCUUUUGCUAGUAGAGCUUGUUUUGUUCAGGGAAAUGCUAUAAGUGGUAUCCAUGAAAGCACUCUUUUGCCACUAUUAACUGCAUCUUCACCGGGAUGGUUUGCCAGAAUACUAGCAAACCCUUUCUGCGGUGCAGUAGGUCUAAGGUUUCGAUUUUUGUUUUGAGGGGGGUGCAUAAUAGUUUUUUGGGUUUUUUUAGAUCUGAGAAGAACAAGAGUAGUGUCCCACCGCUUGGCAGAUGUGGUGUGCAUGGCAAAGCCUGUUGACAGUUGGGUGCUACAGUGUCUCCACCCCUUUGGUUGUCUGUACCAUGCUCAUGAAUGCUUUUGGCAUGGCUUGUUAGAUAAAGUGAAUACCUCAGGAAAACAAACACAAAGUUCUAGUUUAGAGAAUUGCAGAUACUGUACUUAUUUUUUUAAACUCUGUUUAAAAAAUAUCCCAGGAAGGUAGAUGAUAGAAGAAGCUUAGCUUAACUGUUGAGGACAGAAGAAUCCGCUCUAAUGAAUUGAUGCCACCUAAACUUUCGUAGACACUCUUUGUCACUUUGUAGCUUUUUAUACUCAUCCGACUUCAACCACAGAUGUAACUUAGCAAUGUGUUGGGAUGCGUUUUGAGAUGGCAUUUUUUUGUUUGGUUUUCAGAUAUCUAGCUCUGCUAAAGCUCAGGAGGCCUUAUACAAAGCCCAGUGAAGUCAAUGGCAAGACUUCUAUUGACGUCACCUGACUUUGGAUAAAGCUCAUAGCACUCAAGUAUAUUUUUGGAGUAGUUCUGUAAUGGGCUAACAUGACUUCUCUAUUGACCUGAAACUUCAGCUAUACGUUCGUCUGUAAAUAUCUUUUUAAGAAGCCCUCUAAGGAAUCGUGUACCUGAAUGCUGAUCAUGUUCUUUUCUGUUUUUCUUCCCCUUGUUUUGCUUUAAAGAAAGGUGUAGGUUUUGUGGCCUUCACAACCUUGCAGAUAGCUCUCUCCAUCCAUCUACACUGCACUGUUCUAUCCCAGAAAGCAUGUCACACCCCUGAAUAUGGAUACUUUACAAUUGUCACUUGUUCCCUUGUCAGUCAGGGCACAGAGUAAAUAUUUUGCAAGUACAUCUUGCUGGCCAUUUCCACAUUUCUAUUUGCACUGCAGUAUAAUUUCUGAAUAAAACCCAGCCUAAGAAUGCCACUUACACAGUAUACAUAUGCAGGGGAAAUCUAGAGUAUGAUUUACAAUAACAAAACUUGCAUACCGAGUGGACCAAACAAGAUGUUGUCUCCUUUUAAAGUCACUAAUCUGCUUUGAAGCUGCAGUGAAAAGAUUAGAAAAUCUAUUUAAAGUGUAUUCGUAGCUCUGUGUUCACACGUUUCCAUUUACUGCAAAGCACAGCAGGCAUUCAUACUUAAAAAAAAAAAAAAGAAAAAAAAAAAGAA